AGUCAGUGCCGGGAGCGCUGCUAUGGCGUUCUUCGGACCCGCGGCUCCUCCUCACACUGUGCUCGAGGCGGAGGCUAGGAGAGGGCCGAGGAGGAGGAGGCGAGCGGCUGGCCGCCGCAAUUGCAGAGCCGGGGCCAAGGGAGACGGAGGCGGAGCGGGAGCCGCCGCAGCUAGCCGGGCCGCCUGUAGUGCUCUCCUGGCUUGAGGGCGCGGGGCGCCAGCCAUGCCUCGGUGUGGCUGCUGAAGCCGGGCGCCAGCGUCCCCGCCGCUGUGCCUCGCUGUCCGGCUGCCCGCGGCGGGAGUACGGAGUCCCCAGCCAGCCAGCGGUGGCGCGGGCGCCGGAGCGCGGGGCCGGAGGAGGCGGGGAAGAUGGACCCGUCGCCCUCGUUGGGCUGCAGCCUCAAGGAUGUGAAGUGGAGCCCAGUGGCUAUGCCGCUCGACCUGCUGGUCAGCACCUACCGGCUGCCCCAGAUCGCGCGGCUGGACAGCGGAGAGUGCGUGGAAGGGCUGCGGGAGAAUGACUACCUGCUGAUCCACUCGUGCCGCCAGUGGACCACCAUCACUGCCCACAGCCUGGAAGAAGGUCACUAUGUCAUUGGGCCAAAGAUAGAGAUCCCUGUACAUUAUGCAGGACAAUUCAAGCUGCUGGAACAAGACCGGGAUAUAAAGGAGCCGGUGCAGUAUUUCACCAGCGUGGAGGAAGUGGCCAAAGCGUUUCCUGAGCGUGUCUACGUCAUGGAGGAAAUCACAUUCAACGUGAAGGUUGCGUCUGGUGAGUGCAAUGAAGACACUGAAGUUUACAGCAUCACCCUGUGUACUGGGGAUGAGCUCACCCUAAUGGGGCAGGCAGAGAUCCUUUAUGCAAAGACCUUCAAGGAGAAGUCACGUCUCAACACCAUCUUCAAAAAGAUCGGGAAGCUCAAUUCCAUCAGCAAGCUGGGGAAAGGCAAAAUGCCGUGCCUCAUUUGUAUGAAUCACCGGACCAAUGAAAGCAUCAGCCUUCCAUUCCAGUGCAAGGGCAGAUUUAGCACCCGAAGCCCCUUGGAACUUCAGAUGCAAGAAGGGGAACAUACCAUCCGAAACAUCGUGGAAAAGACUCGGCUCCCCGUGAAUGUGACUGUGCCCAGUCCCCCACCCAGAAAUCCCUAUGACCUCCACUUCAUUAGAGAAGGACACCGCUACAAGUUUGUGAACAUCCAGACCAAGACAGUGGUGGUUUGUUGUGUGCUGCGGAACAACAAGAUCCUCCCCAUGCACUUCCCUUUGCACUUGACUGUCCCCAAGUUCAGCCUCCCGGAACACCUGGUGAAGGGAGACAUGUGGCCAGAGACCCUAGUCCAUCACUGGCUUGGCAUCUGCCAAGAGCAGUUUGACAUCGACGAGUAUUCACGGGCUGUUCGCGAUGUGAAAACGGACUGGAACGAAGACUGCAAAAGCCCCAAAAAGGGCCGUUGCUCUGGCCACAACCAUUUACCCAAUUCCCUCAGCUAUGCCCGCGAUGAGCUCACCCAGUCCUUCCACCGGCUCUCAGUCUGUGUGUAUGGCAACAAUCUCCACGGCAAUAGUGAGGUGAAUCUCCACGGCUGCAGGGACCUUGGGGGAGAGUGGGCCCCCUUUCCCCAUGACAUCCUUCCCUAUCAAGACUCUGGGGACAGCGGGAGCGACUACCUUUUCCCGGAAGCUAGUGAAGAGUCUGCAGGCAUCCCGGGGAAAACCGAAGUUCCCUAUGAAGAGCUGUGGCUGGAGGAAGGCAAGCCCAGCCGCCAGCCUCUCACUCGGUCCCUCAGUGAGAAGAGCAGGUGCGACACCGUGAGAGGCUCCACACGCUCCACUUGUGCAACCUCUUCUCCCGCCCCUGCGACCCUGGGAGCCACAAUGAAGUCUUCAGAAAUCGCCCUACCUCCACCUCCAGUGCCUCCCAAAUCUGAAGCUGUCAGGGAAGAAUGCCGGCUCCUGAACGCCCCACCUGUGCCGCCCCGAAGUGCAAAGCCUUUGUCCACAAGUCCCUCCAUCCCUCCUCGAACAGUCAAGCCAGUUCGGCCACAGACUCGGUCUCCAAGCCCCACCCUGUCUUACUAUUCUUCAGGGCUGCAUAACAUCGUCACUCAGAGUGACACAAGUCCUCCCAACAGUGCUCCUGUUUCCUGCUAUCCCUGCACCCGAGUGAAGAGUGACUCUGUGGACCCCAAGUCCCCGUUCGGAAGCCCUUCUGCUGAAGCUCUGUCCUCCCGGCUCUCGUGGCCCAACCAUUCCUCAGGAGCGUCGGAGAACCAGACAAGGAGUGACUUCCUGCUCGAUCCAAGCAGAAGCUACAGCUACCCCAGACAGAAGACGCCUGGCACGCCAAAGAGAACCUGCCCAGCCCCUUUGGAUUUCGAUGGUUGUGAGCUCCUGGGCAGCCCGCCCAGCACGACCUCUGUAGAGUUCAGCAGCAGCGGUGUCUCCGGUUGCCCCAAGUCAGCCAGCUACUCCCUGGAGAACUCCGAGAACACCUCCCUUGCAGCUGGCAUGACCAAGCAGAGCGUCUCCUGCCCUGCCUUACCCCCAAGGGCCCCAAAGCCAGUGGAACAGAAAGCCACCCCCGAAACAUCUCCUUUGCCUCUGAAAAUUGAUGGUGCUGAGGAGGACCCGGCGGCGGGGUCGCUGGACCUCGCCGAGGACCAGUACUUUGUCAGAAAGGGCGUGCAGGACAUCUUCUCCGUCUCUUAUCCUUUCUCGUCUCCCCUCCACCUCCAGCUGGCCCCCAGAUCCUGUGGGGAUGGUUCCCCAUGGCAACCACCUGCUGACCUAUCAGGACUCUCUAUAGAGGAAGUGUCCAAGUCUUUGAGGUUCAUUGGUUUGUCUGAAGAUGUCAUAGCCUUCUUUGUCACUGAAAAGAUCGAUGGGAAUUUGCUUGUUCAAUUAACAGAGGAGAUCCUCUCGGAGGAUUUCAAAUUAAGCAAACUACAGGUAAAGAAAAUACUGCAGUUUAUUAAUGGCUGGAGGCCCAAAAUAUAGCCAAAUGGCCCCAUCUGUUGUGAGACAGAGCUAAGAAACAUGUGCUGGAAGGGGUGGGCCAGGACACAGAUUCAUGUUUUUGCACUUAAAAAAACAAAACAAAACAAAACCUUCUCUGUAAAUAGAGAUAAGAGAAAGUCUUACUAUGCAGAUUCCGUUUCUGAAUGGUGAACAGGCUAUUUUGUACAUCAAUAAAGAUGCUAUACGGAACACUUAGAGGUGUGCCUUGUACGUCACUGAACAUUCAACAGCUGCUAAAAGAACUGAAGUCAUAUCCAGAGAACUCAUUUGUACCCUAAUCGGUCUUCGAGAAGGCAUGGUAUUUAUUAUGAAACAGCCAAAGCUGAAACACUUGUGAACAGUUCGCUUCCUGGGGAGCCGACGGUGGACAGUUCAUUGUAUUCUGCGGCCCGCUUUGCUUCCUGUCUGUUGUUUAACUCCUGUGCCUGACGAUGUUAGUGGUGUGAAGUGACACUUUAAUGUUCUGUGCUUGCUGGAGAUCUUUUUAUCAAAAGGCAUUUUAUCAAAAUUCAUGUUUUGCUAGAGGAGAUCUGGUGUCCUUAGAAAUGACACAAAUCAUGACCAUUACGUUUGAUCUGUAAUCUCUGACAGUUUCAUUGUGCAGAGGAAAAGGGGGAAAAGGUGUGUGUGUGUGUGUGUGUGUGUGUGUGUGUGUGUGUGUGUGUGUGCAGUACACACGGAUAUGUUCUGAUGUAAUUUUUUUAAUCUGAUAUUUUAGAUAACAUCUUUUUACUUUAUAAUAGCCACUGAGGUUUUCAGACUUUUAACUGAGGGAAAUGACAGCUACUUUGAAACCAUCACCACCCUUUCCUCCCGUGUGCCCCAGUGAGAGGUCUGAAAAGCCUUUCUCCACAAAUGUGAGGUCUGCCCACAACACACCUCCUGUGUCAGGAAACCCCAUGACUCAGACAGACCACCUCUCUAUUACACACGCCGUAUCUCUGCCCUGAUUCCUAAGAUAUCAAUAAGAGUUCUUGCUAAUCCCAUAGUCCACCUCCUUCUCCUCUUAUAAAAGAUAAUUAUCAGACUCUCACUCUGAGAACUCCAGAACGUGUCUAAGAAUUUUGCUAAAUGUGAUUAAAUAUCCCAAAAUAUACCAUCUCUUUCUUUCUCUUGACUGUUUGAAGGGAUAUAACUUCAAAGAGUUCCAAUUUUUUCAAAUAGUCCCUGAGUCUGUCCCCAGAUUCUAACUCGCAGACUUCCUGGUAGUGAGAUGCUCACCUGAACUGCUCAGGUAAGAUUGUUUGACCACCAGGAGUCAGUGUAUCCUGAAUGGGUGACCGUAUCUUAUCAUGUCUUCCUGUUCACCAAAAAAGAAAUAGCUAUUGACGGCAAGACCCACCAGUCAGGGUUUACAGCCAUGUGAAGUACGUCAUUAUCUCUUGCCACUAGAGGUCCAUCUUGUGAUCUAGAGCUGAGAUGAAUUGAUACUUAGUCUAUUUUCUCAUCUCUGAUCUCAUUAAUAAGAAAUAGCUUCUACCCCUUCCUAACAUACAAUCCAAAUGUAAAUACUGCCCUCUCCCACCCAGGACUCAUGAGAGCGUUUCAAACCACAGCCCUCUAGGAGGAGAACUAACUCCUUAGAAAGUUAACCUGUCCUGAGAAGAUUACCUUCCCUUGAGAAUAAAGACAGACAGCUUGCAGUGGAGACCCUGCAGGUCCCCACAGGCAAACCCUUGCUUUAGCCAUCCUUCAGGACUCAGCCUUUGGCCAUGAUUCUCAAACUCAAGCAAGCCACAGGUUUGGUUUGCAUUUGCGGUGAAGGUUGCCCCAUGUAACAACUGACUCCCUUGUCUUUUGCAAGAACCUCACACAAAACAAGAUUGUCAGUCUACUUUUAGUUCGUUUGCUUGCGCCCUGGUAUACUUAUGCCAAGUCUGUUUUGAUUGGAUCCUGGAGCCUCCCUUAGAGCAAGGAUUGGCCCUGAGGUCAUACAUUCAUUGUACAUUCAAUGAGCACCCUCUGUGUGCCAGACCCAAGGCUGAGAAAAGGACGCCUGACUUCGUGGAACUCGUUCAUGUUUCAAAGUCACAGUUGCUCACAGCGUAUACGUGCAGGAGACUAUGAACGUUUUCUGAAAGCUGGGAGCAUGGAGAGUGAUGUGUGUCCCAUCUUUAAGGAGCCCCCGGAUGGAAGCCAUCGUAGGCGCCUCUAAGACAUCCAAUAACUACCCCAGACGUUGGCGAACACCCCCUGAUACUCGGAAUACAUUAAAGAGGAAAUGCAUCUGUCUCCCUGCUCCUGUUUUCUUUUACUGACUUAGAAUUUUUUAAUGAUAAUCAGUGCUGGCAUUUCUAAAAGCCACAAAUAAGUAUAAUUACCACUUCUGAGCUGAGCACCUGUCUGUGGAGGAUCCUGACUAGACAAGGAAUUCAUAAGCCAGAGAGAAUCAGACAGGCUGCACAGAGCAGAAAAUCGAAACAGCCCUUGCCUUCCGCAUCCUACGGGGAACCUCUUCCAACCAUCCAGGUCAAGGCAGUACGUACCUCCACUAGUGGCAGAUGCCCUCCAGUCCAGUGAGGGACAGUGAUACUUGUGGAGAAGUCCUAUCUGAACAGGAUCUUUGGGGGAAUCCUUAAACUCAUAACUAAACCCAUCUUCCUGCCCCUCCCCUGUUGGAAGAGAACGUGUCAGCAAUAAGCCAAGCAGCUAAAAUGUAAAAUAUGAAGUCAAUUCAGAGAGAAAACUCAAGUGUUCACCACCACUUCCUUCACAGAAUCUUCCAGACGCCUGCAAGUUCUGCCUUUAAGUUGAACUGCUCAAGUUUAUGAACUGUGAAAUGUCCACAUCUACUCUCUCCCAGCCCACAUAGACCAUUCAAAUUUAUGAAGUUGUACCAAACUGCCCAUUCAGCUAAAUUGCAGUGUUUAUUCUUGUCCUGCAGAAGUGCCACAGCCUUAUGGGGAAUGUGACAGUUCACUCCAGCUGAUCAGAUGCAUACACAAACAACCUCGUCCCCACUGCUAGGCCACCUGCACAUCAUCCAUGCCUCCUUGUGACGUUCGGGGGUUUGGGAGUGGAUGGACGGAGAACCCAUCGUUUUCCUAGUGCGUUGUGUCCUAAAUCAAGCCUGGGGCCUAUCUUCUGUAAGUACAUACCCUGAAUAACAAACUGGGAAACACAAACUUCUCCAAGGAGCCCAGGAAAUUGGAGUUGCAGUCCACCAGAAAAAGUCACAUCUACUGCUGGACGCAUGAGGCUUUGAAGAACAUAAAACAUGUCCAUUGCGUGAAUUCCCAUUGCUUUUCUCGAAAUCUGAAAUCUGCUAAGGCAAGAGAAUCAGAGGCCCAGAGGGCAAGUAGUGGAAACAGAAUUUUCACCAUACUGUAGGUUUGUAAUGUAGGAUUCUGUGGCCGUAUCGUGUCAGGUCAUAUUUCUGGGUUUUCAAGAAGUCUUGUUUUACAAGUGUGCUUCAAGCUAGGUGCAAGUGUCACCUGCAGUCGUCUCCCUCCGCCCACCCCCGAAGCUGUGCAUCUUUGUAGUAGAGCUUGGCAGACGGUGAGCUCCUGUGGUUUACAACCUCCUGUAGGAUAGGGCUUCCAUAGUUCCCUUGCCAUAAACCUGUCCCCGAUUUCAUACCAAGUUCAGCUAAGACAAGGAAGGAAGAAGGAAGGAAGGAAGGAAGGAAGGAAGGAAGGAAGGAAGCCUGAGACCUUGGGGCAUUUCCCUUCACUUAAAUGGAAAUUGUAUUUUCUAAGAAUUCAGAAGUCUCUGUACAGCUUCUGGGCUGGGAGAACAGUGGGUUGCCAGCCACACGUCAGCAAUCGUGUUGCUCUCCAGAGCAUUAUUUAAUGGGCCCAAUGUGUACCUCAAGAUAAAUGCAGUAUAUUAUGUCUAAAACAAUUCAUUGUCUGUUGAUUUAAAUGGUUCUGAAAUGUCUAUAAAUAAAGAAAUUUUCAAGGUU
Messenger RNA from Rattus norvegicus (Norway rat), 6922 nucleotides. It is a transcript of the gene Garem1, whose product is annotated as GRB2 associated regulator of MAPK1 subtype 1. Lineage: Eukaryota; Metazoa; Chordata; Mammalia; Rodentia; Muridae. Gene Ontology annotation, biological process: positive regulation of cell population proliferation; epidermal growth factor receptor signaling pathway; positive regulation of ERK1 and ERK2 cascade. The record is from RefSeq and is marked validated. Gene Ontology annotation, molecular function: proline-rich region binding. Bases 370 to 2997 code for a protein of 875 amino acids. The transcript has 6 exons.